CAGGACUGGGAGACAAAAUGUGGCAUAUACAAAACUGAAUUGAUACAGUCAGCAGUGAAUGACAUGUGGUUUGUGAACCGCAGUGAUGAGGGUGUUAUUCACAGUAGAUAUUUCGAGCCUUUACCAGUUGAAAUUAUUGCGCUUAUACUCACAGCUAUUGAAUAUUGCAUUGAUGAGUGGAUAACCAGAGUCAAGGAAGACAUUAAAUUCUCAGCAGCUACCUAUUCUCCCGUCUACCAGGUUCAUCUCACCUCCUUGCAGCGGUUCAAUGAGUGGACUUCUGCUGACAAUAUCCUUGAUGUUGCUCAGUACGUUCCUGACCACUAUUGA
Molecule: messenger RNA, 330 nt
Organism: Suillus plorans
Lineage: Eukaryota; Fungi; Basidiomycota; Agaricomycetes; Boletales; Suillaceae
Exons: 2
Source: RefSeq, a predicted model, not a curated record